Molecule: messenger RNA, 864 nt
Organism: Ochotona princeps (American pika)
Lineage: Eukaryota; Metazoa; Chordata; Mammalia; Lagomorpha; Ochotonidae
Product: skin secretory protein xP2-like
Exons: 2
Coding region: 1-864 (287 amino acids)
Source: RefSeq, a predicted model, not a curated record
AUGCCGAGGGCCAUGGCGGGAAGCGAGCUGGCUUUGCCCAGCGCUUUCCUUUUCCUGUCACCGAACUGGAGGAAUAGCAAUGCAGAGGCGGCCAGCCGACCCGCAGGGAAGAGGAAGGAGAAAGCGGCACUGGCGCGGAACGAGCCCCGACGCAGCCCGGGCGCCUCCUCGGCCGCCGGGCGCGGGCGCCUCCUCAGCCGGGAGCGGUCGUCCGGAUCCAGCCUCUUCCAGAACGCUCCUCGCCGCUCCCGCAGGCCCCGCCCCCGGCCGGGGCUUCCCCCGCCGCCCGCCUCGUUUGCAUGGCGCGCCCGUCCCCCGCUGCCAUUGGCCGGCGCCGCGCCCCGCCCCCGCCGCGGCGGGGUUCCAUCCCCCGAGCCGCCCGGAGCUGCGGGCAGCGGGCGGACUGUUAAACCGCGGCGGCGGCGGCAGGCGGGCCGGGCGCGGGCGCGCUCUGGAGACGAGGCGGCGGCGCCGGCCCGGGCGGGGGGAGGCGGGCGGGCAGCUAGCGAGCACUUCGGCAGCCCCCACCACGGCCGGACCGACGGUGCGGCGGCAGAGGGGAGCCGGGGCGCCCCAGCAGGCGAGUGGCCGGCGUCUCAGCGGAGGGCUGAGGGCGGUGUGGGUGUCCUCGGCCGGGCACGGCGGAGCGCGGGGAGGGCGCAGCAGAGACGCCCGCCGGCCGGACCUGCCGGCUCGGCAGCCCCUCGGGGCCCCGAAUCCUCCGCUUCGUUGGCACAGCCCCGGGCUCCGGGGCACGGGUCGGAUCGCAGCCAAAUUUAUAAACGGCUAAACCGGAGGACAGCCUUGGCAGAAGCCGGAGGGAGGGGAAGGGAGCGGUGGAGGGCGGGGCGGGGGCGGGCCUAA